CUCCUACCAACCCGGCAUCCAUCAUCCUCAUACAACAACACGACGCAGGGAGCAACAUCCACGUUUUCAUCCGAGGGGGUACAUGCAUCCGUCUGCACCGGAGGUUUGAGAGCCCGCUGUCCGCUCCUUUAGCCGGUUGAAGAGGACACAUAAUCCGGUAAGUGUCCCGGUCGUUAUGGUGCAGUUUUGUGAUGCUUGUACCCAGAUGUGCGGGAUGUUGCUGUUUCUCGAGACAGGCAUGAACUCUUAAAGAAGUACCGGACAGAAAUAAAUAAAACACAAGACUCCAGUCAGCCUUUAGUACUGUUGUCACCAGACCCAUAAUUCCAAAUCGUGGAUGAAGUGAGACUGUAAAGAGACGAACUCAGGCUUUAUUUUCUCUGAGCCGUAAACUGCCGAUGGUAUGGCAGUGUGACAGCACGUCUGUAAACGGCUACAUUAAACUACCUCAUAAACACAACCCCAACUUUUGUCUAUUUUUUAAACUAAAUUCAAUGAUGAACACGUAUUUAAAUCCCCUUAGGAGUUGUUUUGGCGUGAAUGCUGUCGAAAUUAAAUCUACAGGCGAGCUAGAGGAAGAUGACAUUUCUUAUUUUGAAAAUCUUGACCGGAAGUGAAAUGUUAUUGUUUUUGGUUGCCUGUUGCAGCCGAAACAUCUGUGGCUAGACUUGUCAUUAUUCAACUUCUUAUUCAUAGUAUGUUUUUUUUUCUAUUUGUUAUAAUAAUUAAGUUUAAAUUCUAGAAAUAAUCCAUAGAUUUUAUUUGACUUAUUUCUUGUCAGUGUGCUUGUUGUGAUGUGCACAUUUUUCUGGAGAGCGAACUUUGACCAACACAGGCACACUUUUUUUCCUAAAGUUUCUCAAGUAUAAUAAAAGCAUGAAAUGCAGAUUCAUAGGACACUGCUUAAAUGGCAGCUCUUGUUUUGAUUUAUUAUCCCCCUAACAGACCUCAGCAGGCUAGUUGUUUUCCUGAAAAAGCUAUAUUUACACAACUGGAGUAGAGUGGCCUGUAUCAGGGAUUAUCAAAUGAUGCAGGUCCAUUAGAGUACUCCUGUACCUCCCAACAGGGAUGUGAUUGUCUUGUUGGAACAGUGUGAUAUGAACAUAACAGACACAAACACACACUCAUUCCCCCUGGCUGGUCCCAGCUGCUCACAAAGUGCAGCGUUAAUAUAGUGCUGCUGUGAUGCCAUAUUUUACUACACUACUUGAUUUUGAUUGGUCAAUACUCAAUGGCAACAGUCUGUUAAUUUUGGACAGAACACAACUGCUAUGAUGAUGAUAUGGUUACAGAUGCAAUCAGAGUCCAGCAGAUAAUCUGUGCUCAAACAAAGUCUGAUUAAGGAGGAGAGAAGACAUUGUGAAGCUCCAACAUGCAGAAAGCAAAGGGACAGGAGAGAGAUGCAGUAACACCAAAAUGUGACAAAACAACAAAAAUAAUUUAUAAAGAAGUGGCUUUUUUGGUACUGAUAUUUACUCAUUACAUAGCGAACAACCCCUUUGAGAAUCUUACCACCUUUGCUUUUGUGGGAUAUCAAUUUUGGUUCCUGAAUUAUUCUAUUAUGCAUUUUCACAUUUAUUUUUAUUAUUUUGCAUUUUAAGUAAACUUAAAAAAGAGUCUGAACAUGACUACAAGCCCAAGCUGUGAAUGCGUUGAUUAAGAGAAUUUAUUCAAGUUCUUUAAGUUUUGAAAAAGUUUUGGCCAAACAUCAUACUCAAAGCAACGCUGCUUAACUCCCUCAGUUCUGCGGAGAUAGUCCAUGCAACUUGGUGGGAACUACUCUCAAUUCAUUAGAACUAUUUGUUCAUGCAUGUAACACUGUGUGUUCGUGCUAUAAAAGGUUUCCCUAAAAAAUAAACAUAUUGCCCUGCUUUAAGUAUAGCAAUGUGUGAUUUCAUCGCACAAUACCUGUGUCUGAGCAGGUAUUAUAUCAACAGAUUUUUUGCCUACACACUGGUCUCAGUGUAACCAUCAGAAGAAUACAGUCAUCUAAAAAAGCAACUUACUGGCGAAUAUAUUUGCAUUCAAUGACAGAUAAGAGAAGACUAUUUGAAUUUAUCACUACUGCUGCCUUAACACUGAUUAAAGCUCCUGUAAGAAGCUUUUAGUCUGUUUCAAUUUUGGCGCCCCCUGUAGACAAAGUAGUCUCUGCUCCGCUACAUGCUUCUGCUUUUCAGAUACCUAACCCUUCACACCUGUUUAGGUCAUUUAAAAUGACAAAACCAAAAUCGCCAGUCUUGUCACUUACAGACUUGUUUGCUUUUGUUCAUUAUAAAAAAGGCACCAAUAUGAAAUUUCAGUCUAUUUUAUAAGCAUCAAAAACUCCUCACAGGAACUUUAUUUGACAUAACAACUGAUUUGCAUGAAUCAAAAUUUUCACUUUAUAAGACUCAAAAGUCUUUGUAUAAUUGCCUCUUGUUUGCAUACAUUUUGCACUGUAUUAAAAGGUGCCGUUACAUCCCUAUAUGAUAGCAAUUUUUACCUCUGUUGAAUUAUAAACUGUACAUUCAUUAAGCUAUUGUAUAAAUAACUACACUGCCAAAUCAAACACAUUAAGAACGCUUACAGUAGAGAGGCUUGGUGACUGGCAUGAGUGCCAGUACUUUAUGUCACCAUGUUCGCACAGAGCUGCGGUCUGAUCCGCAUAAUCAACUCGAUUGUGUCUUGUACUUUCACUCUGAGUUAUACUUAAAACUCUUUGCAAGCUUUUGAUUAUGUCACUAAUCAAAAUCAGCUAAUUCAAUUCAUGUGCUGCAAAUCACCCACACACAUGCACAAACACACCACAUAUAUGCCCUUGUUAUUAUGCCCCACACACACUCUCACACACACACAAGCACACACACACACACACCUCUGUGGGCAGUGCAACCCUCGAGACUGAGUCGUGUGUUGGUGCGUCGUUUCACCACAAUGGCCAUGUUGAGUUUUCUGCAAGACUUCAGCCUGCCUGCUUAGCAGAGUGGGUGAAAGCACCAUGACGUCUGAUACACAAAAGACCCAUUCACACAAUCUCCUGAGGAAGCUAUGAUUCCCACACAGGCACACACAUGCCUGGUCACCCCACCACUACGCGGCCUAUGUCACAAUAUUACUCAAUUAAUCCAGAGAGUGGAGGCUGGCUGCAAAGGGCCUGCUUGUUUUACAAAGCUACUGUGUGAACAGCUGCUAUAACCAACUACCUGUUUGUGACUAUUAAAGGAAAGAGAUUAGAGUCAAGCCUGCUUAUUGUUGCUAUGAUGCAAAUUAAUCAUUAAAGAGCAGCUAGGCUUGCGUGUUUGGAUCUUUGGAAAGUCUCAUGCCAGCCCUCUUGUGUAAACCAGUUUGUUUUAUCUUCUCAAAGAAAGACAGUAAAAUUUAACAGAGAAAUUACAUAUUUAUGUUCAGUCAUAUUCAGUCUGCUAAUGGUGGGAACGAGAAUACAGAGCUCUCAACACAGUGUUGUGUUGUGAGUGCGACACACUGAAGAUUGGAAUAUUGUACUGAUUUGGUUUGAUGUAGGUUUGAUGUAGCUUUGUUUUCUUUUUUUUUCUUUUCUUUUUUUUUUUUUACCAUAAAAUCCAAAAUAAAGGCUGUUCUCCCUUUUGGGAGGUUCCCAGAGCAAAAGAGGUUUAGGCUGUGUUCCUGAAUAAAGUCCUCCACUGUCUUCAGCAAUGUACAGUUUCUAUGUAGAUGUGUAGCUCUUGUUAACACGUUACAAAAAGGUGAACAGAUUUGCAUAGUUACUACUAGUUCGCUCUUUGUUAACCUUAAGUUAACUGUUCAAAAAGUUGUCUGCUACCUGUGCAGUUGUUGACUACUAUUGCACUGACAGUCAUGAGGUAUGGAUAAACCCACUUCCCACGACCAUUUUACAAAGACUUGUGUCAUGGGUAUGAUUCCACCCAGUGGUCUCCUUCCUGCGGGCUAGUCCCUGCCCCCUCCUAUUUUCUGCUCUGUCCACUCUUCUCUAUAAAAGCCAAAAAGACCAAAAAAUGAUCCACCUGGCUAUGUUACCAGCAGCAUCCUUGCCUGCUUUUUACAGUGCCAUCCUCUGGGAACACAACAUAACAGCCCACUCCAAGUUGUAUCAUAUUGAUAUCGCUGUAAUGGUUGCACAAGUGUAAAGAAUUUAGCUCACUUUUAUGAUUAUAGAAAAGGUUUGUUUACACAUCAAGUUUAAUUGUAAAUCAAUCAGUCAGUCUUUCUUUAUAAAACACCAAUUCACAACAAGUGUUCUACCAAGAACUUAAAAGAGUUGAUCUAGAUUUAAACUCUAUUCUCAAAGACCCAGUGUAAAGACGGGAUCAGGUUGAGUCUCAUCUAGGAACAUCAGACCCACUCCCAUUCCAUCUUCAGCUACAUGAGUGAAACCCCACAGUUGUGCACAAAUAAUCCCAUUCGGAAUUAAAGUUGUUUAGUGGUUACUGUUCGUUUAAGGCAGAAAAUGAAACCAGUCUUUCCAGUUAAGAAAACCCUUAUUGAUGAUCAUACAUUUGCUACUUGCACUGCUGGGACAUGGGUUUAUAAUGUAUUGUGAUGAUGUAAACUGGAACCUUUUGCACAUUUCAGGUGUUUUAAAGAAAAGCUAUUUUCACACUAUCAGAACUCGAGAGUCACUGAAAAUUAAUUGGUCCGCUUUUUGUCUGUCAAUCACAUGCCUGAUUAUUAUGUAGCGCUAGGAAACGAUCCCUCACAGUUAAAGCACGUUUCAGCCUUCUCCUCCUGUCCAUGACUGCAUCACUUUUUCUGUCUGCCCACAUGUAGUCUGGCCACUGGCACCACACAAUAGCACUGCCACUGCUGCGUGUCAUCAUCACAAAGUAAAAGGAUGACUUAAUUCUUCAGUAACAUUACUUGAUACAGGCAAAACUACUGAGGUAUUAAGUAAAGCCUUAUUUGUGCACUUUGCCAUAAAUGCUUCUUAAUUUGUUUUGUUUUUUCCAGAUAUUAUCUUUUUGCAAUAACUAUUUUAGCAUAAGAUAAGAAGAACUUUAUUUAUUCUUGAGGAGAAAUUCAAUAUUCGAUAUUCGAUUCAUCUCUGCUUUGGCAACUUUCUGGGACGUUUGCUUGUCUCUGCUGCUAAAAGAAUAAGUGCACCCACCUUCCACUGCACAGUUUUUAACCUAGGGCAGUUUUGUUAAGCUGCAGUGUCCUGUGAUGAGAAAAAAAUGUACACGGGCUGGGUAACACGACACCGAGCAGAACAACAGGGCUGUAGAGGUUCCCACAGGGAACAGAUGGUAGACCGAGAAAACAGGGCUUGUAAAAUCUUUAAUUUAUUUAUGAGUCUCAAAGGGACACUUGAACGAUGAGUGUAUUUAAGAGACAAGUGCGGUCAUGUUUUCUGUCAGUUUUGGGACAGGGAGGAUGUGGCGCCUUACAUGAAUAAUGAAUUAUUGCUGCUAGAAUAGACUGUUUGGGGCCAUCAGUGUGUGUGCAUGUGCAUCCAGGCUCACACGGUAAUUAAACAAAACAUUUCUUUCGGAAAUGAAAGUGAAAAAACAUACUGACAAGGACAUUUCUAUUACAAGGACAGAUUGAAGCUGAUUUUUCAGCAAAGCAAGCACACAAAUCAGCAUGAUUAAAAAAACAGCAACAUUUGUUACAUAAGACACAUUUUAAUAAUAUAGACUCUCAUGCAACCAGUGGGGUACUCUAUUGUCAUACCUUAUUUUACUAAGAAGAUGGUGGUCCAGGAAGCAGGCAGCCACUUUACUGUGCAGAGUAUGCUGCACACAUAGUGAGGUAGACCAGUCUUAUCAUGCAUUCAAAGAAAAAAAAAGGUCAUUUAGUGGUGGUCACUUAAUGUAAGACCUUAACUGACCAGUAGAGGGGGACAGAGUAAGUUUUGGCAAACUGGUUGUAGUUGGAAGUGAGUUUGUCUCUCUUUCACAGCUAACACACUAACGCACAGGUAGCUAGCAGGAUGGCAAAAGCAGAUGGUGUUGGAAAGAGUUCAGAGGAGCACUGAAACUUUGCAAUGCUGGAUGAUAGUUCAGGUCUUUUUCCCCUUUUAGAGGUAUUCAUCUAAAACAGACACUCACUUCUUUUCUCCACUCUCUCCUUUAUUUCCUAACCUUUUUGUUUAAAUCCGUUAAAUUCUUGUCAGUUUCUCUUUCUUCUCCUGUGCUUAGUUAUUGCUUCUCUCUCUUCCAAUGGUGAAUGACACUAGCAGUCUCCUGUCUCUUUGUAUUCACACUGGAAUCUUUGAGGAAAUCUCAGAUACAGUCUGUAAGUCACACUUUGUUUGGCCAGAAAUUUCUCUUCUGCUUUUCAGAGGACAUGUGACUCACUGUUUCCUUUCGGUUUCUGUAUGAGUUUGGAUCCCUGUUCUUAAAAUCUACAAAGGCUUUGGAUUGAGAUCUAAUUUGCAAACUAAAAAGUCGUGAUUGCUGUGCUCUAAAGUCAGGAUAAUGUCUUUUGUUUUCCCAGGAGUUUCACCAAGAAAAUCAAGCCCUCCAAAAAGGAGAAGGAACAACAACAGGAGGAACAAAACUUUUUCUCAGGUCACAUCUUCCUCCAAACUCUCUCCUUGCCGCUUGGCCACGAUGAAGCUAAAGGAGGACCUGAACCCCAUGCUGCUGCUCCUCUUCCACCUCAUGGUCUGGAUUUACACCUUCAUCACCUUCCUGCCCUCCUACCUCCUCAGCUGGGUCUCCUCACCAGAGGGGGACUCCUACGGGUCAGAGGCCGAGCGAGCCAAGAGGGCAAAAGCCCGCUCUGUGCUGGGACGUCCGGAGGGACCUUACAGAGCGGUGAGUGCUAUGAAGAGGCUUGUGACAUCUCUGCACCCUGGGAUGGACACCCUGGAUAAGAUGUUUGAGUACGCAGCCACCAGGUUCCCACGCAGAGACUGCCUUGGGACGAGGGAGGUGAUCAGUGAGGAGGACGAGCGGCAGAGCAAUGGAAAGGUGUUCAAGAAGGUAAAGAGUGAUGCAUGGAGUGUUGUUUUUAAGCUGCAGCAUGGUUAUAGCAUGUAGCAAAGGAAGAAUCAGAUAGAAGUAUGUGUAGAGGACAAAAGGCAGAAGAGACUGAGAAACUCUUCAGCAGUGGGUCAAAAAUAUCAUAAUAAUUAUCUGUUCAUUGCAUUAAUGAAACCAUAGAAAAGAUAAUUUCCUUCAUGUAGCUAGCAUGCACCUAAGGAAGCUGCAAGUGACCAUCACGGCUCAGCUGGUUACAAAUGAAUUAAUGUUGAUGUAACGACGAGCCUGUGAUAAUCAAAUGCAGCUGAUGCCUGGUUGUUGUACCUGGCAUGGCAGAAUAAUGUUACAUCACAAAUGCACAGCCCCUUCCUCCAUAUCUAAUCACGCUGCUGUUGAAUUUAAUGUCUAAUGUGAUUACUUUGAAUAAUAUUAAGAUCAUGUGGUUAUAGUACCUUCAGCAGCAGUUGUGCACUGAUUUAAAUAAAUGGUACCUCUUACAUGUUUGCUGAUUUUGUCCUGUGAAGGAAUCAGUGGUAUUUUCUGACCAAACAGGUUUUUUAUCAGUGAACUGUGUCACUCACUGAGAAUAUUUGCUGUGGAAAAUUUCAAAGAAGUGUGCUUCUGUAGCAUGCUGUACAUUCUCUUACCUGACACCUAACUCCUUGCAGCAAUUAGAGACAUUUUAAGAUAAUUAAAUCAGAAUUGUCAGCCAUGACCCUGAUGGUCUUAUUUGUAGACUUUAAAGAGGUGUUACUAUUUGAUUUGUCUAUAUAACUAAACCUCUCGCAAAUGCUUUAAUAAUAAGGUGGGAUGAAUAGAAGAAGGACAAAUCUGUUAAAGCUUUGAUUUGUGACACCAAACAUUACAUAGAGGAGAAGAAAUCCUUCUGACCAAAUAGUUAACAUUGCAAACAUGCCUUAUUUAGACAAAGCAAGCUGCACACAGCCUUUCUACAGAGGCUAAUCAAUCAUUACGCCUUCAACUGCAAUUUUCAUACGACAAAAUGUAGCACAGUGUUUUUUAACGAAACAGAAAAUCACUAAAAACAGUCAAAACCUUGAUUUGUUUGAAAGGGUUUAGAUAAAACAAACUGACAAACCGUCAUACAGGAAAUAAUGAGCUGAGGGAUUUCACACUGGAGAUAAAAUCAUACUGAUUAAGUUUAAGAGAGUUAAGCUGAGAAUGAAAUAAGAAUAAGAAUAACUUUAUUGUUCCCUGGAGGAUAAUUCAAUUGUCUGUUGUCUCCUUUGUCAUGUCUCAAAAGUCGUCCAAAUAAGAUCAAUUAAAAACUCAAAGAUGAAAUUUGAAAAACAAGUAAGAUAACAAAACCAUUAAGGAUAAAGCAUUAAUAGUAGAUGAUAUUAGGACUUGAUUAUGGGAUUAAAAUGUAUAAUAAAUGUAUUAAUAAGUAAAUAAAUAAGUUUGUUUAUGGCGUGGCCUUGAAUAAAGUAAGUGACAGGUUGUCAUUCCUCAUGUUGGCCUACAUUCUUCUGUACUUACUCACUAACAGAGAGGGCAGAGAAGUAUAACACAGAGUAGAUAACAAAACUGAGCCAUUUCUAUUUAUUAGAGAGUACAUUUGUUCUCAAAGGAUCAGAAGUUUGAAGAGAAAGUAAAGCCCUGGUGUUCAGUCUGCUUGCAUGCCCUGCUGUUACGUCACUUAUCUUGUUUUAGAAAAUAUAUUCAUUCAUACAAUCUCAGAUUACCUUGAGAGUUACGUCACUGUUAAUUGUCAAUGUUACCCAAGAAUAAUAAGACUUAAUUUACACACUUUGGAGAAUGCAUUGUGCCUGAUCCGUCUAAUCCAUUUAAUACCCACUGGUGAAACACUUGUUGCUGCAAGAGAACACGUAUUAGCAUUUUAGAUCCUUGCUACUUUUUCCCCCAACAGUGGACACAGCUCUAUUAAAUACAUCCUUUAGUGAACUUGUCUGCAAUACCAGCUGGUGGCCACUAGGAGCCAGUAUACCCAAACCCACACAUGCAGGAAGCUCCUCUGUGUGUUUGUGUCCUUAAUACUUUCUGUCAUCAGGUUAUGAGUGUUGCAGAGUGGAUCCAGAGGCCCGUGUUUAUCUCCCUCUUCCAGUGCUGACGAUGUCCAUGAGGUGCUGCAGCUUGAGAAUGACAGAAGGAGAGGAAGUUGUUCUGUUUAGCCGACUGUUGCUCCCUUUCCUGUGGCUGUAAUAUGAAACAGGCCAAACAUGUGACUGUGGGAUUUCACUUGCAGUGCUGCAUUAAUGUGCGGUGUACCCACCAGCACAUCGUAAAAGGAGGAGUAAGAGGACUAACAAGUCCCCUGGUUUAAGGAAAGCCUAAUAUGUUAGCUCUCUUUUUUUUUUUUAAAGGAAUGACUCACAUGUGCGCUCUUGGUGAGACUUAAGCUGAAAUGCCAACUGCUACAGUUCCUUCAGGAGUGUGGGCUCAUGCCCGCUUGCAGCAAGGGUGCAUUUAGGGUGCAGGGUGACCCGCUUGAGAACAAUACGAGGGAUAUGGCCUUUGACCCCCUUUAGCUUCCUGAUUUUAAUAAAUUAACUCUAUACUGCCCCCUUGCAGGUGGUUCUGGGUGAGUACCGCUGGAUCUCCUAUGAAGAAGUUCUCACAGCAGCGGCACAGCUGGGCAGCGGUUUGGCUUCACUGGGCCAGCGACCAAAAACCAACAUUGCAAUUUUCUGUGAGACACGAGCGGAGUGGAUCAUCGCUGCUCAGGCCUGUUUCAUGUACAACUUCCCCUGUGAGUCUGCAUAUUUUUUCUCAAGUAACACCGUUAUUCUUGGAGUAUGCGGAAUAAAAAAACUCUCCUCAUCAAGCUAAAUCUGAGAGGUCACCCACCGAUCUAUCAGAUCUGUAACAGAAAUGUGGUUUAGAUGAUGAUGUUCUUUCCACUCAGACAUUACAAUUUACUGAUAAAUAUUAUUCAAGACAUUUUUCACAUUGUAUUUUCAUGAGACCAAGCAGCAUUUAUAGAAAUUAAAAAUCAGCAACACUUCUUAGGGGUUUGGAUUUAAGUCCAGGAAGCAGUCUGGUUUACGCCCAGAGUAGGUCCGAAGUCCAAGACGAAUUCACGUUUCAGCAGACUUUGCAAAAUUUAAACUUAAACAACAAAUCUGUGUGACGCUGUGUCAUAAAAGCUGAUCAGACUUUAGAUUUCCUGGCUUCCUGUUAGAAAGGAUCAGUCCGACCUCCACUGAACAAACAAACAUUUCUUAAACAUAGUUUGAAAUCUAGAAUAGUGAACAAAUCACAUGGAGACCAGUUUCUCUGUGUCACUUAACAUUUACAGUGAAUCUGAGACUCGCUUUUGAAGGAUUUGUAUCAAUCCUCUCUGGGAUUUAAUGAACCAGGAAAUGACUUACCUAGAUUGAAGACUUACCUAGAUGAGUAAAUAUCGCUUUGCUUUAUAUUUGAAGACUUGAUCACUUCUGGAGUAGCUCUUUGGACUGUAAUCUAUAUUGCACACAAAAUAAUAUUUCUUGUCUUUUUUAUGUGUUUUUAGUGUUCAAAUCUAUCCCUUUAUUCUCGUCUCAGAUGGAGAAAAUAAUAUAUCUUCCUCUCAAAUGCACUACUGGUAUUUUUGGGGUAUUUGAAGGAGCUUGCCCCCUAAAUUUCUCAGAGUUUCCUGUUCACACAUAUCCCUCAUAUGACAUUAAAAUCAUCCUUAUCAAGGCUAUAUCAAUGAUUCACCUUCUGUGACCUCAGGUGUUUUUAUACAUCCUGUAGCAAACUGCUCACCCAGCCUCACAUCAGUCACAUGAGGUAAAUAUUUCCACUUUGUUCUCACAUCAGCUUAGCACAACUUCACCCUGUAGUUCUUGUAAGUUUUAGGAGUUUGGUGCAUGUGUGAAUACAGCUAUGGAUGAAUAAGAGCCGAAUCUCGUUGGCUGGUUUGAGACAGUACUUCAAGUUUUUUUAAACUUUGGCUGUUCAUAGAAAGAGACAUAAAUGGACAUAAGUGUCAUUAGUAAUAGAAACACACCUGUAUUUUACUCUGUGGUCAUUGCUCAGUGCAGGUUGUACUGUACUGUCACUCUGUUCUCACUGCUUUCUUCAGCUUGACCUUUCCCACUGCGCGUCUUUGCAGCCAUUUUUUUGUGUUUAUACAAAAAGCGCUCCAGUGUAAAUGGUUGCACUGGACAACUUGUAACUUGUAACCAGCUGAGACAGAAAAAGGUCAAUUUGUCCCUUCUGCUCUGCUGUUAUAUAAGUGUCCCAUUCCUCCUCCUCCUUCACUUCACUCCUUUCUUUCUCUGCAUCUGUUUUAGCUUGUUGUGAUGGGAACAGUUAAUCUAUGAUGCUCUAGCGGUUUCUAUUCUUAUUAAAAAGCUUUCUUUUACUCUGAAAUGUGUCUUUUAGAUUGUAUUACAGAAGUCAUCAUUUUGCAAAUGAGAAUAACAAACAAGGACUGCAAUUUUUAUUUUUUCAAGUGAGCUCAAAAUAGCUCUUUAGUAUCUCUCUAUUAGCUCAUGUCUGACUGUUAUGAGAAACGUUAUAUAAAUACUGACUCAAUAAUACAACAGUAGACUCCUUUUAUAGAGAACCAAUUAUUCUUUCUUCCAUCUAGAGUCACUUUGAAUGAUUUCCAGUUCAAAGCAAUCAUGAAUUUAUCUCCUAAUUCUAAUUGACACAAUCCUCAACAAGGCAAUUUUAGGUCGUACCAUCUUAUAAGGCACAUCUGUAGUGUUGUAUUACUUAGACCUGACAAAUGAUACAUUUUUGCAGUCAGUGCUUGCCUGGCCCAAAACACCAAGAAACACCAGUACCCUGUUCAUGCUCUGCAAAAAGGGUUCAAGAGUGACUAAUUUUCUCCGGGAAUCAAAAUGUCCACUGACCGUCAAAAAGUUUGAAAACCGUCAGAAUUGGGCAAAUCUUCUCUGACACGCUUUUCUCUGUUUUCCUUUACAACAGGAUCUCAGAGCUACAGUUAGCAGAGUGAGCACCACUUGCCUGCGGUGAAUUAACCUCACUUAUCCUCCAUUUUUCCAUGAAUAGGCCUCCACUGGUUGUUGGCAAAUGUCUUUAGGGGAUCUCUAUGCUGAUUGGCUAUCACGUUGGAGGUUAUUUACUAGGGUUCAGAUAUUUCAGCUCCCACAAAUGAGCCAUCGAAGGAUGUCAACCAAUCAGAAUCAAGUGUUUCAAACAGCCAAUUAUGAUGAAGGAAAAGUGAACUCUAUAAAUUAUGUCGGGGGGUCAAGUGACCUCAGAGCAGAGCAGCUUUCUGUCUUUUUCUUCUCUUACUUUAAGCAUCCCCAUCAGCACUCUAAGCUCAUUAAAUCUUUCUGAUUGUCCUUGAGAGACCCUUCAUUUUCUGUGUGAGCUGAGGUUUACACUCCAUUAAACUGUCACGUAUUAAAAGUGCUCUGUAAGUACGAGCCGAUAAGACAUCUUCAUAAAGCAUUUUUCACUCUUGCAAACACAAACACUGAGACAGAGGAAAGCCUGAGGCGGGGGGUAACACGUAGAGGAGGGGUUAGAGAGGAGUAAAAGGUUAGAGAGAGGGAUGGAGAGUAGGAAAAAGAGGGGUAAUGGCGUCAGAAGAGGGGGGAGACGGUCUACGUGAGCAUCUGAUGUUGACAGAGGCAUCAAGGAGUCAGCCAAAGGCCCCCAGUGAACUCAAACACUCACAGAGUGUGCAUGAGUGUGAGUUUGAGGGUAGAUUCCAUAUGUGAUGGACUUUUUGCAUGUUUAAUAAUGAGUUAAUUUAACAAAAGAGACCUAACAAACAGCAAAGAUUCUCCUGUCUUUCUCAUUGUGCGUUAAAAAGAAUCUCAAUACUCCUUAAAAAACACUUGUAAACAAAACACAGAGAGAAGAAGCCUGAAUAUGUCAGCUUUUUUCUUCAGUUAGUAACUUUGGAGUCAUGGCCCUCAUCCACACACACACACACACACACACACACACACACACACACACACACACACACACACACACACACACACAAAGCCUUAAACUACCAUAAACCCUUGCACCUGUGUCAGUGUAGUAGACAUGAAGUUAUGAACUGAUGAUUCCUGCAUAUUCUUUCUCUGAUUGUAUCAGCUGAUUUUUCCCACACUCACCUUUCACACCUUUUGCUUUUCUUAUUACUUAUUUUUUCUCAAAUCCUGCACAAACCUGACCCCCAUUUAAAGGCUUCAAAACUGCUUCAGAAACUGAUUGGUGAUGUCACUGAGACCACAUACUGGUUUACUACAGUCUGUGAUCAAGAUAUUUAAAUAUUGGGGGAGAUCCAGCAAAACACAAGUAGCAAAGUUAGAUAUUCAAAGCUAUUUACAUCACAUUUUAGUACAUCUGUCACUGGAAUUAACUUCAUAUGUGUUAUUUUUGUUGUAAAAAAGAAUUUAGGCUACUGCUAAAUGCCCAUGGUUUUAGGAAAGACCCAUUUUACAGUCACAUAUGUAUGUGAGUGAUUGUAACAGGGUUUACAGUGACUUUCUUCAGAAACAUUUUUUUUUAGAAUGAAAUACAUUGAGAUAUCAGGCCUACCUCAAAUGUUAAGUAAAUAAAACAUCUCCAGAUUCCAGUCACAUACCAGUGACUAUCUGACUUAUGCACUGAGGCAUAAUUCACACACUCCCUCUCAUAGGAGCGCUGUUAUUUCCCCAAAGAGCAUAUUCAGCAGCAAAAGCUGCAUUCCCAUUGGUUGGAAGGGUUUACUGUGGCCUCUGGAGGAGGCUGGUGAUGUCAUUAAUGUGGGAGGGGCGAAACAAGAAGCCUGAGGGGUGUUGAAAGAGUGCACGUACAAUUUCCAUCAUCUCUCAUGUUUCAGGGUCUGUGUGUUGACCCUGCAUGCAAAUCAUGCACUCAGCCAGUGUCAAUAAAUGCUGUUAAUCUGUGCAGCUUUUCUUUUGUCUCUGUGCUGGAAACAUUCUCGUCUCUUAUCUGUGACCUAAUCGGAACAAAAGCCCUCAAGAGGUCUAACACAAAAAGUUUCAAACAAGCUGUUAAUACAGCUGCAGACAAACAGAAAUAGCAGUAGUCUCAACAAAAUGGCAAAUUUUAUAUGUGUGAGGGAGACACCAAAUGGAAAAUGUUGCAACAUUUUUCUUUAUCUCUUAAAACAUCCUAAAAAUGUUCAAGAGUUCAGUCCUAUUAAAAUCAAAUUCCUUGGAAUUUGGCUCCAACAUCUGAAUGACGUUGUUAGAUACAGAUAUGAUGAGGUAAAUAAAAGAACAGCAAUCUGCCAGUAAAUCCCAAGGAUUGUGACAUCCUGGAUAACAAGAAAUCAGUGAGUCAGUGUGAUUUUCUCUGAUCAAGUGUUAAGUAAUCCUUGGUGUUUGGGCCAGGAAAAAGGGAAAAACUACUUUACAGGAAGAUUAUCAUUAAAACGAAGGAAGAGAGAAAAAAUGUUUCCUCAUUAAAGUUACCAUCACUUCAAAAUUAGAUUUUUAAUGUAUGAUAAAUAUGGUAAUCAAAGAAAACAGACUAGUGGUAUUAUUGUCAAAUGAUUUUCUAAGACAACAAAACUGACACUUUUUUUAAACUGUUAUUUUAACGCUCCUGUGAGGAUCUUUGCUCUGUGUUAACUUUGGCGCCCCCCUGUGGACAAAGCAGUUUCUGCCUAUCUUGUCCUCCUAGUGACUUAGAAGUGACUUCUGACAAAAACCUCAUCCUGCUGACUUUUGAUGGUCAACUUUAGCAUUUUUCUUCUGAAUCUUUUAUGUGGAAAGUGUUAAAAUGUGUUUUUUUCUUCAGCAGCUUCACUGACACCUUCUUUAUACAUUCAGACUCAAGCGUAAGAAUUGUCACUCUUGUCUCUGAUGGUCUUAAAAGGGCAUUUAAUGUGAGUUUCAGUCUGUUUUAUAACUGUCAAAAAACUCCUCACAGGAGCUUUAAUGUCUGACACUGCUGAGAGGAUGAGGCAUCAGACAUAACAAUACUUUUUUCUAAGCAAUGUUUAACAGCAAAGAGACAGAAACGAUCGUAUUUCACAUCAAACACAACUCACACAUGCACAGGACAAAACCAGCAAGCACAAAAGAGAUAUGUUUUUGACCACUGGAGGGCGCCAAAGUAAACACAAAGGGAAAGCUCCUCACAGGAGCUUUAAAGAAAGGCAAGACAAACACCAUCAUUUCAUAACUGUGAGCUGCUGCAAAGCUUAAAACCAUCAAGAUAAAGGCAUUAUGAAAUGUACUCUCUUUACAGUGUGUGCAGAUGGUGGAAUGAACUAUUUAGAUCAUGAAGAGCUGGAAAAUAGUUGCUAAGACUGUCCUCAAAUGUUCUUGAAGUGUUUAGGAAUGCAUAAGAGUAAACCAAAAAAAGAGUCAAAGUGAGUUCAGUCUGGGUAAUCUGUUCUCAGGUUUUCUUGAAGAUUUAGUCUCCAAAGUCUGGGUAAAUUAAGUCGAGAAAUGAAAAACUGUGAGACAUGAAUGCUGGAUAAACACACAGAGGAAACGAGGCCUGUAAGUGUUAUGUUUAUGGUGUUUUUCAUGUGUGUGUUGCAGUGGUCACCCUGUACUCCACACUGGGAGGUCCAGCCAUCGCUCACGGGCUUAAUGAGACUCAGGUCACCCACAUCAUCACCAGCAGAGAGCUACUGGAGACCAGACUGAAGGUAGAGAUAGACAACAACACAGAGACCUCAUACUGUAAUGCUGGUUAUCACCUCACUGGGCUCUGUAGACCAACACAUUAAGGAAAGUAGGGUAAGACCCAACCUGCAGAAAAAGCAAAGAAAACUAAGCAAAGGUUGUUGACAUUCAUGGUUCAAAGUUUUUUAUGGUACCUGUCUUUUAAAAGCUUCUGGUCAGCAUAACUGUGGGACGUGAAGUCUGCUGUUAUCCUUCACUGAGAGAUAUUUCAGAAAAUGCUGUUUUAGGAAGAGGAGAGGUAGAGUGUGUCAUCUAAGAGUCGUAAAAUAAGGAAAUGUGCACGUGCUGGAUGUCAGGGACUAUUUUAGUUCAGGUUUAUCCCAAACAAGGAAUGAUAUCCUGGCAGUUCAUCUCGUUUUUUAUCAUGAGUGCAUAAACACUGCUCCUCUGCUCUGUCUCAAACACUUCAUCUCAGACCAAAAACCGAUAAAGAUGAGUUUUAUUAGUUCAGAGGAAACCAGGUUUUAAUCAGGUGCAGGUGUGUACACUGCACAUGGAUGCUUGGCAUAUCUGUGCUCAUGCUUCCUUUUUUGUGUCGGUCUGUUUCAGGCCAUCCUGCUUGAAGUCCCGAGGCUGCAGCAUAUCAUCGUCGUUGACAGCACGCCGACCUCAUGGCCUAGCUACGCACGUAGCAUCAGCGUCCACAACAUGGCUGCCGUUCAGAAGUUGGGGGCCAAACCUGAGAACGGUAAGCUUGUGGGUGUGUGGGCGUGUUAGUGUUUGCACAUCUAAAGCUCUGAAAAAGUCAACUUUGUGGAUGAGGGUUUGGAUUUCAGCAUGAGAAGUGUUCUAGUUGUUUUGAGUUAUGGACCGCUGUGUCAACCUCUGCAGAAACAGACAGUCCUCUGUAACUCACACUAUGUGGUUUCUUCUUGAACACGAGUUGGUCUCGGUCCCAUUAGGUCAUGUGAAUAAGGAAGUGCUCACAUCUGUGUCAGAUUAAUGUUGAUCAUAUGAUGCUUAUUCAGUCAGGGGAUUAGAUGGAUGAGGAGAGAGCUCUGACUCCUCUCUGUGUCCGAUCGAACUGACUGACCCAAAACAGGGGGAGCUGGGCGUGUCACGUGCAAAUAGAAAGCAGGGCAGUAGAUUUAGGAGGGGAGGAUGAAGCUCUGGGAUAUAAGAGAGGUUUAUGUUUACAUACUGCACAGAUAACUUCACAUGACAUCAACUACAGAGGAAGCAGGAGGAAGGGAGGAUAUCCCCGACUGAAUAAAGAGCCAUUAACGCUCAUUUCCUUUAUGCCUCCCUUUGUUCUUUCUUUGUGGACAUCAUUGCUCUGUUAUAUUUCUUUUUUGUUGUUCACUUGUUCUGACUUCCAUGUUUCCCAAAUAAUUAUUGAUUUAACAUUUAAGCAUUUACUCUAAGUUCCAGGAGGAUAUGAAGGAUAAAAGGACAAGAGUGGCUCAUUUGGACCCCGAACUGCCUUUCAAACUGUUUUCUUGCUCAGUGAUUUAAUGAAGCGGUAACAAAUGACCCAAUCAGACCAAAACCAGCUUUUGUACCACGUUGUAAACGUAUUAUGUUUGCAGUUAAACAGGAAUGAUAAGGAGAUUGACCCACUUCUGGAGACAGCCCCAAGUGGACAUUUGUGGAGCUGCAAUUUUGGCCCUUCCAUCAUGGCUUUUUUUCCACUUAUGGCCUCUGCUCGGCAAAAAUUACAUACUAUCCAUCAAAUGUCCUGUUAGUAACCUGUUGCAGUUUUACUAAAGAGUUUGUUGAAUCAGAAUUGUAUUAAACUAUUAUUUUUUCUUUUUCAAUAUCCAAUAUAUUCAUAAACUCAAUACAAUCUGCUUUUAUCAACUGUUUUGGAUGUGGGUUUUAGGACUAAAGAUGAGCAGAAAUGCGCACAAUAGCCUUAUAACCAGUCAUAAAGUGCAUACCAAAUGUUGAAAGUUGAAUUCAGGACAUAACCAAGAAUGGAAAAAUUGGGGAUUAAGAAAGCUGAAGAACAGGGGAGAGGAUAUUUUUGGCGAGCACAGUCAGACACAAGUUAAGUUGUUUAAAAUAACAGUUUUCCAUUUGUGUGUUGAAACUGUAACACAGCUCCUUUUGUACAAAACACACUUGAAAAUGGAACAGACAGAGGCUAUAACUUGAUUUAAAUAAUGUGUUUAUGUGGGUUUGGUAUAAACAUGGGUGUAUUAUUGGGUAUUGCUGUAAGAGUUUAGUCUGUGUUCCUCCAGUAUAAUCAAACCACUACAUAACCAGAACUGUGAUAAAGGUCUCUUUUAUUGUUCUCACUUGUGUGUUUUAUUGUCUCGGCUUUGUUUAUAUCACAGCAGCACAUGAGCACAAUCGGCCGCUGCCCUCAGACAUCGCAGUCAUCAUGUACACCAGCGGAUCUACGGGCAUACCAAAGGGUGUGGUGAUCUCCCACAGCAACAUUAUCGCAGGCAUCACAGGCAUGGCAGAACGGAUACCCAACCUGUGGUAGGCUGCGCAACAUCAUCACUGAAUGUCGUAUCUAUGUGUAAACAAUAAUAUUUUCACUCUUAAUAUGGUCAUGUCAACUAUAAUGAAGUUGAAAUGUUUAAUCAUAAACUCUCUCUGGUCUCCUCUUUGAUACAUUUCUGCUGCCUUCUUAACACUGAGUUUAAGCAACAUGAGUCAUUUUUUUCCAUGCUGGCUGAACACGUGCUCAAGUAUGAGUCAACCAGCUCCUCAAAUCAUACCACAGAAAAGUUUACAUUAAAUCAAACACCAGCCCUGCUCUCUUGGGAUCAAGAUGGGGUGAGAGGAAAUGCAGGAAAGAGGGCGUUCACUGUGAGCAGAGCGAAAACCAACAGGGAGGAAGGGAGUCAGGAUGAGAAGGACAGGGGUCAGGGAAGUUACGGAUAUUGCGAUAUCAAUCAGACUUCUUUUGAAAUUGAUGACUCUUCUUGUCAUGUUAAGUAAUAUAGUUGAGUAAACCUCCUCCUGCUGCAUGCUGUGAAACGUGAUUCCAGAGAAAACUGAGGAUCGAGAACUUGUGGUCUGGUACUUGUAGACUGAGACCAGUGGAUCAUUUAAAGUCUAAACAAAGGAAAAGUUGGCCUCUAUUUUAUACACAUAAUCCUUCUAAUGCACAUCAUUUAUCAUCUGGAGACAACUAUCAUCUAUAAAGCCAGGUUAUGCAACAGAUGUACGUGUAUUAAUUACUGAUUAUACUAUUGUUUGAUGGACUUAACCAGAGAGUAUAAAUGAGAUGGUGCUGACAUUUCCAGAGCUGUUGAUAAUACUGUCCCUGUGUUUACAGUGAGGAGGACACCUACAUUGGCUACCUGCCACUUGCACAUGUGUUAGAGCUCAGUGCAGAGCUCGUAUGUGUUUCUCAUGGCUGCAGGAUUGGCUAUUCUUCGCCUCAGACUCUUGCUGACCAGGUACAGUUAACAGUGAGACAUGACUUUUCUGUAUUGCAUCAUAACCUGAGAGAUGAAUGUUGCAGAUUGCUUGCUUCUCUAGUUAUACCAACUUUAGUAACAACCGCAUGAUAGCAAUACACGGCAGUCUACGUCUCCACGCACAAACCUCAACCAAAAAGCCACUCUAUAACCACAAAUAAUGCUCAGAACAGCACCUAACUUCAUCAACAGUACAUAUAGGGUCCCAGCCACAGUACUAGUCACCAAACAUCUUUAGCUUUGCCUUAUUUCUUUAGCGAAGAGACUAAACACAACUCACUGUCUCUCUUCCAGCAGCCGCUUGUUUGGGGCGAGUCCAUCUAGUGCAUUAGGGGGACGCAGCUCAAGGAAGAACAUUAAUGAUUAUUAUUUUAUCAUUUCCUUGAAGUAAUAAUCAUCAUAUUAAUCAUUUUGCACUGCAGACGUGGUACUUCUUCUGCCUUAGCAUCUCUGUCUGAUUGCAAUUCCAUGAAGUAAUAAUCACAAAUGUUCUCCUUGAGCAGUCAGCAACAUUCAUCUCUCAACAGGGUGUCUAACUUGGUGUUACCGCGUGUUUGAUCCUAACUUAAUUUUAUGCCGGAAUAUCCCUUUGAACAGUAUUUUUAAGUAGCAACCACAGAGGCGAGUUCACAGAGAGUGGAUUGCAUUUGCAAGUAACCCAAGAACUGAACAUCUUUUACCAAUACUAUCUGCUCAAUCUCAAGCUCGAGUUAUCCUUGAUUAACUUUUGCACAACACCCAUAAAAGUUUUGCAGUUCUGUGUAGUUUGCUCUUUGUUUUAUGUCAAAUUGUAGAGAUGAGUUGUCAGCGUCUCCACUCUCAGCUGCACAGAGCUAUGGUGUGCACUUCAAUUCUGACAGAGCUCAAAUCUGUCUGCAUCUACCCUAAUAUUAAAAACGACUGGAAUUCUCUAUAAAAUGUCAGUUUAAACAGAUUUUGAUGGUUUUUGUGUCUCAUUUAAACUCCAUAUUUAAUAAGAAAUGGUGCAAAAUCACAGAUCAAAUGUAGAAAGCAGUGAAAAAUGUAUACUCGUUUUAAAUUUGAUGCCAGCAACAUGUUUAAAAACAGUCAAAUGUUGCCCCAUCUUUUUGUAGUAAUGGAUUUUAGCUGCUCAACAGUUUGACAUUUCUUUUAUGUAUUAAAUGAGUGUUGAGUUGGGACUGUAGGCAGGACAGUUUAUUAGCAGGAUGCCUCUAUUACUGAGCCAUGCUGUUGUAAUCCCUGCAGAAUGUGGUUUUGCUGAAAUAUGAAGGUCUUCCCUGAAAAAGUUAUUAUCUUGAUGGCAGCAUAGUUGCUCUACAAGCUGUUUAUAUCCUUCAGCAUAUCAAGCAUCAUUUGACUCUUUUGAUGACGUACAAUUUUGUUCAGGAAAAUAGGCUUUAAAACUGGGUAUUUUAGCAGGGGUCUCCUUUACUCAAAUGGACAUAGACGUUCUUUGUAUUUCACAAUUGGCACCUUAUUUCCUAGCCCUGGAGGUUGAUGCUUGAUUACACAUUGCUAUAUUUCUGUUUCUCUAACGUCAACUGGGAAAACCUUUCUAGUCCUAAAGCGAAACUUGUUCUAUUCAAACCUAAAACUUGUGACUAAAACUGCUGACUCAUUAGAACACUGUUUACUAAAGUUAUGAAUAUACAAAACAGAAGUGACUUUUCUUUCCUGUCUGGCCUAAAACAAUCUGCACCAAGUGGAAUCACCCCCCUGUUGGCCCUUACAAAAAAGCGGGUUUAACACACCUCUGUGUUAGCUUCUCUUUGUAAGUUUGCCAUGAGAGAAACUUGUAAUGGUGGAGGGGCAUUGGCUGCAACCAUUGGCCACCCAUUUGCUCUGUGGCUCUUUUUCUUGCAUAUCAUAUUCACUAUUUGACGUCUCAGUUAUCUAGAUUUUUCUUCUGUAAAGUUUUAAUUUUGUCAUGUUUGGCUUGCUGAAACACUAUGAUUGAAGUCGUUGACAAAGAAAAGUUUCCCUACUUAGUCUUCAUACUGUAGCGUGAUUGUGGCCUCGUGAUUAGCGAGAGUUACUUUGGAACUUUUUUAUUUUUAUAGUCUCUUGCUUCUGGGAACAUCACUGAAACACUCAACUUAUCUUAACCACAUUAACGUGAUGUUUCUUUUUCCCACCAAGUCAACCAAAAUCAAGAAAGGAAGCAAGGGAGACACCAGCGUCCUGCAGCCCACCCUGAUGGCAGCAGUUCCGGUAUGUCAGUACACUCAGAUCAACUCUAUGCAUUCAACAGUUAAAUGCUCCACAAGUCUUUGGCUUUCCACUUUCUCACAUUGACUCACCCUCCCUGAAGUCUGUGUAUCAAACAGUGCUAUUUGACCCCAUCUGGCAGCAGGUCAGAUCUCACUCUGUUGUUGUGCAGAGUCCAGCUGUGGAGUCCAGCAGGCCUGGAUCUGCAGGAUCUGUCUCAUGACUGACUGUGACGUUAAUAGUCUCUGCUUCUUACCACGGACCAUAUCUGCUCUACAUCCCGGAACAAUAUCAGACACACGGGGGAAAUAGUGGAAUAUUUGAGGUUUUCUAACCAGGGUUUGUUUUUGAGAUUUAUUGAACUGUGAACCAGGAAAAUAUGCCCAGGGAAAAGUUUUUAUUGUUAAUGCUGGGAGUGCUCUCUGUCAUUAUGGUCACGUCUCAUCAUACUAUUAUAUAAGACGGUAUUUGUUUUGUAGAGAAGUCCAGUUUUGAGCAGUUAUUAGUACCUAAUGCUGUGAAAGCCCCUUUGAAUCUCUGCAACAAUAAAUUGCAAAUUUCUGGCCUUAGACCUGUCCAAAAACUUCUGAAAUUUCGCAGAAGCAUUAGCAUCAGAUCUUUCAUGGGCCUUGUAACAAAUAUUGCAAAACUUUGCUCCAUAGCACCCUCUAAAGUUUUCAAAUAGCCCUCCUCAUAGAAAUUAUUUCCACCUAUAUGUUGUACCUUCGUCUUUAUGUUUGUCACAUGAAGCCCCACAAAAAAAUCUCUUGCACCCAAACCUUAAAACCAUCAGGGAGUCAGAAAAACUUUGAACAUCAAAAUUAGCAGUUUUUAGUAAUUUUCAGGAUGUCUUUUUGAACAAACUCCUCUUAGGGGUUUUAUACGAUCAUCUCCAAAUUUUCACGGUGUGUUAUAGAUGGAUUGAAAAUUAAAAGGUACUCAAACCUUUCAACGUUGCUAGUGGGUGCGCUGAACACUCCAAGAUAGGUGUUUCACUAAGACAGGAAGUAGUUUUUAUCUCAGCCAUGCAUGUUCCAAUUUCAGCCAAAAGCACCACACAUAGAGAGAGUCCAGGCCAGAGCACAUGUAGCAAUAUUUCAUCCCAGCCAUAGCGUGCUCUUGAUGCAGCAGGAAAUGUCAUUCUUAAAUGUAUGAGUUGAAACUCCAAGACCACUGAAAAUCUCUGCAUCAUUUUUGCUUCGGAAAAACCUGAGAUGUUGGUCAUCGUGUGUACCAAAGUGUGAGUUUUUCCUAAAGAGUGUGGUCAGCACAGUGCAAAGAGUUUUGACUCUCAGACAAUUGUCGCCAUGAAAUUUUAAACUGCUGUAUGUAAGCCUUACAAUGUUGUCCAUGCUUAUGGGGGGUUCCAGUCUGAGAACACCCAUCACCCUGAAAAUUAAUCUAGUACAGUGGUUCUCAAGUCCAGUCCGCGAGGCCUACUGUCCUGCAUGUUUUGGAUGUUUCCCUGCUCCAGCACACCUGAUUCAAAUGAUUAGCUCGUUAUUAAGCCAUUUCAGAGCUUGAUAACGAGCUGAUCAUUUGAAUCAGGUGUGUUGGAGCAGGGAAACAUCCAAACAUGCAGGACAGUGGGCCUCGAGGACUGGACUUGAGAACCACUGAUCUAGUACAUUCCAAGACCUUCCCCAAACCCACCUGAAGACCUCAUAAUAAGUCUAUAUUAAAUUCUGUUGCUAUGGCAGCACUUUGUUUGCCAUCAAGCACGAAGUAGUAAGUUGAAGGGCUUUAAUCACUUGUAGGGUCACCAAACCUGGCACACAGAAGCCUGGUAGAGCAAUGACAUAUUUGAUUCAGGUAUAGUUGGUGGGCGUGGCCUAAUGGCACAAUUAGCCACACCCACAAAUUUAAAACAUUUGUAAAACUUGCAUUUUCCAUCCAGAAAGAUAUGUUCUCAUGGCCUCAUGCAUCUUGAAAAGACCAGAAAAGUCAGUCAAACCCUUAUUUUCAAAUCAGCAAUUUAUCCACAGUUUUUUCUUUUUGGUAAAAUAUUUUUAUUUAAUUAUUUUAUUGUUAUUUUUCCAGGGGUCCCUCUAGUUAACUGCCCCUCAGGGAUGAUCAAAACCACCUCAUCUUUAGUUUACAGGUAGAAGAGGAAAAUGAAAGAGAGAAAAUUGAAUAGAUGUAAAUAAACAUGAAGCACAUGUUGGUCAGAUGGAGAGCUCGUUCACUGGAUUGAUGCUGUACUCUCUCACAUCAUUUGCUCAUCCCCUCUGGUCUCCCAGUGGUGGUGUAAAGGGCAGAGGGCCUCAGUGUCUGGAACCAUUCACAGCUGUAAACAGAACGUGAGAAAGCCCCAUGUGGUUAUCCCCACAACACACACUCACACACGUACCCACACACACAUACAAUUUGUUUGCUGUGAUAUGACAUCAGGCUGCUGCUUGAAUCCCGUGUCCACUUCCUCUCUCACUGGUUUAGCUUUACACACACACACACACACACACACACACACACACACACACACACACACACACACACACACACACACACACACAUGCACACACACAGGGGAAUGAGCUGCCUUUUCUGUUUUGUUUUUUUUUAAUGUCUGUGCCCUUUUACCCAUAUAUCUCUGUGUUGAGCUUUUGAAGACACAUGAUGAUGAUGAUGAUGAUGUGGCGGUCAUGAUCUCUGUGUUUUAGUCUCUUUGACAUCAGGGAAUAAAAUCAUAGAGUCAAGUUAUUCAUAAAGCAGUGUUUCAGACAAGGUCGCAUUUCCUUUGACUACCCCCUUCUCAUCACGGCCAUUUUUUUAAGUGCAUCACUGAGAAAUUUUAUUCAAAUUCAUUCAAAUGUUUUUGCAAAGCCAGUUUAUUUUACCUCCAGUCCACCAAACUGAAGUCUGUAAAGAGUGAAUGAUGACCUUGAAUGACUUCUGGUUUUGCUUUUCAAGUUUUUCAUGGAGGUUAUGUGUGGUUCGCAUGCUCACCCUGUCAAUAUGACAUUUAUAGAAAAUGCAACAUUAGCUGAACCAUUAAGGCCAGGCAUUCACUGAGUGAAUUUUAGCUCAUGCUACUGUGGUUUUUGAAGUCAGGCCACAUUACAGUUGUAUUGAACAUUGUUUUCCAUGCAGAGAGCAAGCAGGUUAUGGACCUGACAAGAUGGAUUUAAGUUUCUGAAUUUGAACUCAAAGCUACUGUGGCAAAAUAUCCCAAUGAUGAAGUUCUUGAGAUAUUUAUGGGAAACUUGAGUCAAAUUCAGGAAAGGUCAACACAAAGGUGGAGCCUCACAGAGCUUCACAAACAUGUCAUCCAAUUUUAGAGAUGUUCAAAGUUGUGUUGAACUCAUCACACUUGAUAAACAUAAGCCCAAAAAAGAUGCUGCCACAUAAAACGUUUGAUUUUGAUGCUUUUAUCUUGACAUUUUGAAUGUCUUUCUCUCUUGAGUUUCCUUUAGGUUGCUUGUUUUCUUUACAGUAAACACGUGCUUUUAUUUUGAAAUGUACUGUAGAUUUUAAGUCACAGACCUGGAUGAAAACAGCUCAAAGAUCAGUGAGAAAGUUAAAAUGUUGAAUAAAUUAGCUCCCCUGACAAGGCACAAAUCUCACACCUCAGUUUUACAAGUUCCUGACUAGAUAUACUGUAAAUUACUGGCAGCUGUGAGAUAUAAAAAAAAACAGUGCUGUUAAAAAUACACAUUAAUAUAUGAGGAGCCACUGUAGAUUAAUGCAAAGAUUAAGCAUAAUACCUAAACAGAGAUUUGUUUUACCUCUGUUGACCUGCAGCCUAAGUAAACUUGAGCAAACUGACGUCCUAAACUUUUCUGGUCUGCAGAUCAAUGGGUUUUCUCUUUUCAUCUUAGCGUGGAUUGACUAAGAACUUCCUGCAGUCUUCCUCAUAUCGUUCUGAAGUGUCAUUAUUAUGGUGACUUCUGUUGUCUAACAGUCUACGGAUAGCGUCCGAGGGAUGUGACAGCAUGCAGGCUCCCUCAUUCCAGUUUGCGGUCCUCUGGGCUCACUUUCUGACCCCUACUGCCUCCUUUAUCCAACAGUAGUACCUGUUGGUCAUCCCUCUGCAACAAGCAACAUCACAACAACAAUAUGCAAAUCUUCUGAGGAAGACUAUGGGGAGUUUGGGGUCCAAUUUACCAUGUCAGGGUAAAAAGAGAAACACACUGAUUUAGUCAUGUUUAACUUCAAUAAGCAGUCAGAUCAAAUGGACUAAACUCAAGAUGUUAAGGGCCAAAAAAUAAUAAUAAUAACUGGGUGGUUUGUUGGUUUCAGACCAUGAAAUUAAACUGGAGUAAAGACUCUGCCUCAUUCACAAUUGACAGUGAAACAGACUGAUCAGAAACAGCUUAAAGGGUGUUACUUAAGAGAUUGAACCAAAACCCGACUGUGCAGAUCAUCUGGAGCUCAAAUACGGUGAGAAUUUUCUUGAUGCUCAACGAAAAGCAAGACAUCGCCUGACUCAGCUUAUUUCUGUGGUUGUGUUGAGGUUAUGUUUGACCUCUCUUCAUUAAAAUUUGAAUUUUUUGUCGAGUUUGUGAUCCUUUUCAUCAUAGCACAGUCAAACUCAAUUAUACAAUCAUGCAUCUCAUUUUUGUUGGUGUUCUACACGACACAAAUUGCCUCUCAGGAGUCCAGAUACCAAAGUUUACUGCAGUUCACGUCCGUCUCUGAUUUAAUUUACUCUGAGAUUCGCUCUUGUGGAUUCCUCUGUUUUUUCUCAGCUUUGUGGGUCACUUGUUGUCAGCAAUCCACCAGGGAGCCUCGCCGUUAUGCAACCAAGUUUAAGGACACAUUUGUUCCACAUUGAACUAAUUUUUUUUUUUUUACCUCUGGCCUUUUUGUAUUUAGAGGAAGUUAUUUUGCCCUUUCAGUUUAUGAGCUCCAAACCUCCUACAUUUGAUUUUCACUGCAGCCAUUGGGUGAAAAUCUGAGUCCCCUUUUUUGGAGAUGUUUGGAAACUCAGCUGGGCUCCCUCACUCUUUGAACACAAAAAGGACAGACUGAUCAACACCUCUGUUUUCUUCUAAUUGUGUCUGGGUGUGUGUUUCUCACAAAAUCUGACCUCACGAGUCAUUUUCAGUUGACUACAUAUCUUAUCAUUUACCCUCAGUCCAAAGCUAUCAUUGAAAUAUGUUGUUUAUACUGUUUCUUCAUGUAUACUCUUCUGUUUUCACUCACCAUGUCUGUAUGUCUUCACUGUGCUUCCUGGCUGCAGGAGAUCAUGGAUCGCAUCUAUAAAAACGUGAUGACAAAGGUGGAGGAGAUGAACUGUAUCCAGCGAACACUAUUCAUUCUUGCGUAUAACUACAAACUGGAGCAGCUCACCAAAGGCUACAGCACACCUCUAUGUGACAAGUGUGUGCACAGCAGAAUUAUCAAGUCUUUCAUUUUCAUUUGCACACACUGGCUCAUCAUCCUGUGUCCCAUAUAAACCGUCCUAUUUCUUCCGUUUUUACGUCCAGGCUGGUAUUCAGGAAAGUCCGCUCUCUCCUGGGAGGUCGAACCAGAGUCUUACUCUCAGGUGGAGCGCCCCUCUCUGCCGCCACACAACGCUUUAUGAAUGUGUGUUUCUGCUGCCCAGUGGGUCAAGGAUACGGCCUGACGGAGACCUGCGGUGCGGGAACCAUCAGCGAGCGUAAGCGUUGAUCAUAACACUCAGACAGCUGAAAAAAAAAGAGAAAUGAAAGUAAUUAUACAAAUUUUGAGGAUUUGACAAAUCAGAUAACAAGAAUGAGACUGGCCUCAUUAACCACAAGAAAGGGUAAAAAGGAUGCCGUGGUAACCCCCUAUUCCAGCAUUGUCUUACUUAAAAGAAGAAAAACGUUACUAGUGCACCUGAAAGACAUCAAGGGGUCAUAGAGAGGUCAGAAGUUGCUCUAAUAAGAGUGACUUGGCUGCCUAAUGUCAGAAAAGGUAAAGUAUAAAUCAAUGCAAGUGGAUGCAGAGGCAGAAAAACCCCAAAACAAACUUGGUGAGUGCUCCAGGAGAACCUGCACCGUUAUCACUACAUGUACCCGAAACAGGAUGAACUAACUGUUUGCAGCCACAGCUCAGCCACUGUUUGCAGUUCAGCCCUUGUCUAUAAAGAGGUCCAAUGUGAAGUUUGUUUUUGCAACAGUGGAGCAGAGAGUAUGUCUGGCUGUAACUUUUGCCAAAACCUCAGUGGAGUAGGAGAAACUAGAAUCACCGUCCGAGAAUAAGUGAUUUUCAAGGCCCCCCUGUCGUUACAUCACCACAGGAGCAAGUUGACAUCGUCCUGAAGAGCUACUGUAUGUUUUCCGAUUUGGAGAACUAUAGAAACAGUUUAGAAGCUUUUAAAACACUCUUAACAUUAACAUGACCCUUUUUUUCUGAUUUAUACAAAUGUACUUAAGGGUCAUUUACUCACUGUUUUUAAUUUGCUGUGAAAAUCAGGAUGUUUGUAAAUGUAACAGCCAAAUUAAUUGCCUAGAGGCUUUAACAGUGUUGUAGUGGUAAUGUAAAUUAGUUCAGACUUUCCCUGCCUUUAAGAUACAAUUGGCAGGAAAUGAUUUGAGGGUUUUGAGCUUUCUCUGUAGUUGAGCAUAGCUUGAGUUCAGAUCAUGCAUCAGUUGAUCCAGGCCCCUCCCCAUACCAGCAGACAGCUUAGCUUGUUACCAUCUAAGCAUCAAGUUGGCCGAUGUCAUGACAGGCGUUUUGUCUAGACUGAGUUCCUGCUUUCUCUCCAACCCAUUUUGCAAACUGCCCCUAUCCGUGCCCAAGCUUUUGCAUCCCAGGUGCACAUGAGGGAGGGCAGGAGGCUCUCAUAGCAGAACCAUACAGCCAAAUAUGAUUGUUGUAUGAAAUGAUGGUUCUUGUAACUUAAAUGGUCCUGAGUUAACUAUGAUCAGGUGGUUUCUGACUUAUGACAUAAUCCCUGACAAAUGACUGAUAUGGGUUUGUUCGAGUUUACUCAAAUAACAACUAAUAAGUUGAAUCAUUGCAAGUUUCUACAAAAAGGAGUGAAGCUGUGAGGGGACAUUGGGAGGACAGGAGGAAGAGAAAUCUUUCCCGCAGGGGUGGAAAAACAAAUGAGAGGGAAAAAAUGAAUAGAUAUGAUGUGCGUGGGUUGUAGUAAACAGAGGGCAGAUUAGGAGGAGGGUAUUUAUUUUGAAAAGGAUGACAUGUUUAAGUCAACAUCAGGGAAAAAUUCAUCUUUUACUGAAAAGUAAGCCAGAGGUUUGUCAGCAAAUUGUGAGAGUUAUAAGCCAGUUGGAUGUGAAAUAUUUUUCCCUUAUUUAUUUAUUUAUUUUGAUUUUUCUACAGGAAUUUCUCAUAGCUUCUUGGAAAGAAGGAAAUUAUUGCCCAAUGACUUAAAAGUACGUGCAGAAAUCCCAGUCAUGUGUCGUUGAUGUCUGUCCCAAAGAUCUGUCUGAACUUUAAAACUCAUCUAUUGGCUUAUUUUGAAAGAAUGGAAAUCCUCGCAGCCUUUCCCAGGCAGAUAAACAGCCUGUCACUCUCCUCCGUGGUCAUUUCAGCCAGGAAAAGACAGUUUUGUGGACGUUCCUUUGGGAUGGGGUUUCCAUGGUUAAGGAACAAGCGAGGUCGUGUUGCCAUGGUGAUAAAUGUCUGGUCUUGAUGCUCGUGUGCUUUCUAAUGGUACAUGUGUGCUGUCUGUUCCAGUGUGGGAUUACAGCACUGGGAGAGUGGGAGGACCACUGGUCUGCUGUGAGAUCAAGCUCAAAGACUGGGUGGAGGGUGAGUGAGACCAAGAGGAGACACACUCUCUCUCGCACGCACACACAUACACAUACACACACACACCCAUAAAGCCUCUGAUUAAGUGAUCCAGGCUGUCACGUGGAUUCACAAGGAUUCACAUCAGGUCAGCAACACUUUUUUUUAGCAGCGGCAGUGCCUGACUGGAGAGCAAUAAAGAGACGGUUUGUUUGCAGCAGGCAAUGAAGCUUUUUGAUGCAAGAAACAACGCACAAACACCACAGAAGAAGAUUUAAAGGCCUGUACCACAGAAAAAGUUUAGCAUUCAAUGGGAACUUUGAGCUUAUCUAGCCUUAAGCUUGAAUAAAUGUCCCAAAGUUUUAAAUAGAGUCAACUGUGACGAGAGAUUUAUGUAGAGGUGAGGACACAAUCCAAACUACAACCAGCACGUCUGUGUGAGUUAAUAGGCUUUUAUAACUUUAUAACAGUCCCUGAUAAAACUAACUUUUCCAUGCAGGUUUACUCUCUUAAAUCAUGCACAUAUUUUCUUGUUGCCUGUUUAAAAGUCUCAAAUGUGGUGUUUCAGUUCUAGUCCUGGAGGAAUCAAACAAAGAGGGAUGGAAGUGGUAAAUGAAGCUUGACGAUAUAACCUGAAGCAAUGAAGUAGGCACAUUUGAAUGUUUUAUUUCAAAAACAGUGGAGCACACAGAAAAUUAAGUGUGUGUUCCCUAAAUUAAUCUUUUUUUCCUAUGACAUUUUGAAAAAUAUACUUUAAUUUCACAGGACAAGAUUUGUCAUUGCAGUGGCCUUCAAAGUUUAAGGCAAUUCGCAUCCUGAGAACUAGAAUUAGCUGUUAAGACAUUUUCACGAGAGGCAUUAUCUACUCCCUACUAAUUUGGGGCCUUUACAGACUGAAACAAAAAGAAGUUUGUGUGUUUUAUCAAAUAGGUUACUGGAAAAUCAGCUAGACUUUAAACUUUUUGACCCAAGAUGGCUGACGUUUGUUGUACAACAAGCAGCAGAAGCCAAAGCUUAUCAGCGCUGAAGUUUCUGGAGAACAAUCACUUUUUAAGACUUUAGUUUUCCACGCUGAUAAAGUACAGUCGGCAUCUUUCUCACUCCAUGUCUAUAUUAAAUCAGACCACGAAACAUUUUCCCAGGUCAGAGAGGUUAUUUUGGUGCACAACCUUGUAAGGAAAACAUAUUUCUUCCCUUUCACUCCUGCGCAAUUUCCAUCUUUUUUAUGUAAGACAGGGAUCAUAGCUCAUUUUUAUUGCAAUCUGUUGGAUCUUGAUAUUUAUCAGGCUCAGUUUAUUGCUUUGGCUCCCAAAGAGGAAAAAGAAGAAAAAGUAAACAAAGCUACGUGUUUUUUUAUUUCCAUAAAAUUAUUAUAAAGCAGUAUCAAGAGAUUUGAAACGGUUUAUAGUUGCUUUCUUAAUUCAAACUCUGCCUGUAGGUGGUUAUCGAAGCACUGACAAGCCACAUCCGAGAGGAGAGAUCCUGGUGGGUGGACCCAACGUAACCCAGGGGUACUACAAGUGCGAGGCCAAAAACCAGGAGGAUUUCUUUGUGGAUGAGAACGGCCAGCGGUGGUUCUGCACGGGAGACAUCGGGGAGUUCCACCAAGACGGCUGCCUCAAAAUAAUCGGUGAGGGAAAGUAGAGCAAAGGUUGUUUAUCAGGUGCAGAUACAACAACCAGGAUCUUGUGCUGCUACAAGUUAUCAACACUGUGCACCAGAUACCUGGAUUUCUCCAAACAACCUCCCCAUUCCAGCGUCAUCCAUCAGUCUGACAGGAACCCUUUUAACAAAUAAGGUUUCACAUCACUUCCAAGAAUUACUUCAUGUGGUGUUUACCUCUGUCAGCCAGAGCCCUGAAUCUUCUCCGAUAUUUAGAUGACGCUGGUCAGAUAAGCACAGUUCAGAGGAAAGAAGGUUCUGUCCUCACUUCUCUCCUCCUUUGAAAGAUCACAUAUCCACUCUUGGGAAUGCUUUUGUUACAACUCUCUGCUGUUUCCAGAUCGUAAGAAAGACUUGGUGAAGCUACAGGCCGGGGAGUAUGUGUCGCUGGGAAAAGUGGAGGCUGUGUUGAAGAACUGCUCUCUGGUUGACAACAUUUGUGCCUAUGCAAACAGGUGUGUGUGUUUCCCAUGCAUAAAUAGAAAAUAAACAAUUACAGUCAGAAGUAGAUGCUUCACAAGACUCUAAACUUCCACACCAUUGCUGCUGUUUCACUACUCCAAGCCAAAUUUCGUGUGGAUUUUGUACCUGUUCUUGGUUCCUUUGGGCAUUACCAUCCUCCUCUCCCCUCUCUCGCCCUCCCUAUAGUGAUGAGACCUAUGUGAUCGGCUUUGUGGUGCCCAAUCAGAAGCAGCUGCUGGCUCUGGCUGAACAGUACAGUAUCCGAGGCCCAUUAGAGGAGCUGUGCAACAGUAAAGCCAUGGAGGAGCUGGCCCUCAAGGUCCUCACUGAAGCUGCUCUUACAGGUGAGGAUGGUCAGUUUUCACUCACAGAUCCAGACCAAGUGGAUUCACAUGCCCUCCUUUGGCGUCAUAGUCAAAAUCUUUGCUAUUUGAGUCUUUGCUGCUGCUCUCCCUUCUUUUGUUUUGCAUGCUCAUGAAAUGUAGUGAAGGUGUGCUCUCCCCACCUAAUGCUGUUAUGUUCCUCAUACACACACACACACAGACAGAGGCAGGGAGCUCCCAGAACAAAUUCUGGCGUAAAAUUAAGUUAGGGUCAAACACACCGUAACGCUGAGUUAGACACCCCCUCGAGAGAUGAAUGUUGCCGACCGCUUACUUCUCUAGUUAUACCAACUUUAGUAACGACCGCACAAUAGCAAUACACAGUGGUCUCAGGAGCCACACACAAACCUUAAACAAAAAGCCACUUUAUAGCCACAAAUAAUGCUCAGAACAGCACCUAACUUCAUCAACAGUACAUAUAGGGUCCCAGCCAUAGUACUAACCACCAAACAUCUUCUUAGCUUUGCCUGAUUUCUUUAGCAAAGAGACAAAACACAACUCAUCCACUCUCUUCCAGAAGCUGCUUGUUUGUACGGAGACCUCAGAUGAGUCCAUUACUAACUGCAACGAGGUGAUGCAGCUCAAAAAAGAACAUUUAUGAUCAUUACUCCAUCAUUUCCUUGAAGUUAUAAUCACCAUAUAAAUCAUUUUAAACCGCAGACGCUGUAGUUCUUCUGGCUUAGCGUCUCUGCCUGAUUGCAUUUCCAUGAAGUAAUAAUCAUAAAUGUUCUUCCUUGAGCUGCGUCACCCGGCAGCAGUCAAUGGACUCGCCUGAGGUCUUGCUACAAACAAGCAGCUGCUGGAAGAGAGUGGGUGAGUUGUGUUUAGUCUCUUUGCUGAAUAAACCAGGCGAAGCUAAAAAGAUGUUUGGUGGUUAGUGCUACAGCUGGGAUUCUAGAUGCACUGUUGAUGAAGUUCGGUGCUGUUCUGAGUAUUAUUUGUAGCUAUAGAGUGGCUUUUUGGUUGAGGUUUGUAUGUGGCUCCUGAGACCGCUGUGUAUUGCUAUUGUGCGGUCGUUACUAAAGUUGGUAAAACUAGAGAGGCAAGCGGUCAGCAACAUUCAUCUCUCCAGGGGGGUGUCUAACUCGGUGUUACUGUGUGUUUGACCCUAACUUAAUUUUACACCGGAAUAUCCCUUUAAGAAGUGGUCACGUAAACUCAUCUAACCUUGGAGUUAAUAAUUAACGAUUCUCCUGCUUCCUCUUUUUUUAGCCCAGCUCGAGCGCUUCGAGAUCCCCCGCAAGAUCCGUCUAAGCCCUGACCCGUGGACUCCAGAGACAGGAUUAGUGACCGAUGCGUUCAAGCUCAAACGGAAGGAGCUGAAAAAACGAUACCAGGAUGAUAUUGAGAGAAUGUACGGCGGGAAGUAAAAACAAGGACCAGCAUUCACUCUCAUAACAGACCAACACCUGACCCUGAGAUCUCCCAGCACCCCUGAGUCCUUCUCCAUGAGCCUAGGAGCCACCGUGACUCCCAAAUAAGAUCUCUAAGAAUGAAGAAAAUCUGUCCAAAUGGGAAUUUUUAACCUGAGAGGCUGAAAAAUGCUUCAAGAAAACAUAGAAACUCUCCAUCUGCUGAUGCCUUUUCUCAUUUUCGUGCCCAGGUGUUUGACCUUGAACUGGGGAUCUUUAUUUUCCCAGAUGUGAGUUAUGAAACAGAUUGCCUGAUGUUAUCUGUGGAGCUCUUUCUCAGCAGAAGCUCAGGUUGUGUGAAUGAGUUUGUUGCCUCGAUCUGCUCGUAUGAAGGAAAAGAAAAUGCUCAGGCACGUCCCAGAAUAACCCUUUUUAACUCUACGAUUUCUUUUACUCCUUUUCCUGCAGGUCAGGAGAGGGUUUUGUUUCUUCUUUUGUUCGCAUUUUCAGCUCUGUCAGUGAUUUAUUUUACUUCCCACCUGCUGUCUGACUCUGACUCCUGUGGUUCCUUGGACGUCUCUCCUCCGUCAGCACUUUGACACGAAAGCACAGUUAUUUGAGGGCAAAUGAGAGAAGAUUUGUAGCCGAUUUUUUAAACAAAAUGAUAAAAAAAUGCACCCAGUAGUCUCCUUUAAAAGAAAAAAGAUGCACUGUUUAGUCUACUGUAUUUUCCUUAAGUGUUGGAGUUCCUUUUUUAUGAGCUUUUAUGAGCUACGAGUGAGCACAUUUCAUGCUUGCUUGUUAAUCUUUGUGCAAUAUUUAUCAUUUUUGUCCAAAAAAAAAAAAAAAAGCAGUUGAUUUUAAGAAGAAUAACAAAGCUUUCCUAACAUGCCUGGGUUAAAAACUAGGACACUGUGGGAGCAUCGUCUUUGACACUUAUUGUUCCAACAGGACUGUCUACCAGCCCAAAGCCUUGUCAUGUUAUUUUGCAUGAUUGUGACCAAGUGUGUGAAUGAAGAGGUCCUGAAAUGGCACAAACAUGAUCCCAGCAUCCCUCACCUGCUGCCUUCUCUCGUGAUUGUGAGUCGCACCUUUUUACAUACAGUAUAUGGAACUGUGACCAGCAGAGGAAGCACACAUGUAGCCUCUGUUAAAACUUGGACGUGUUUCUGAGCCCCACUCCCUCUCUGCACCUACAGUCUGCCUUGUAACGUAAAAAAUGAACCAGCUAUUUAUUUGUAAUUUGCCUCCAAAAGAAGUAAAUAAAGGUUGUACUUGGUCUACGAACAGA
Molecule: messenger RNA, 33875 nt
Organism: Xyrichtys novacula (pearly razorfish)
Lineage: Eukaryota; Metazoa; Chordata; Actinopteri; Labriformes; Labridae
Source: the annotation of a GenBank genome assembly